Molecule: messenger RNA, 889 nt
Organism: Perkinsus marinus ATCC 50983
Lineage: Eukaryota; Perkinsozoa; Perkinsida; Perkinsidae
Exons: 1
Coding region: 44-583 (179 amino acids)
Source: RefSeq, a predicted model, not a curated record
AGUUUUUUCCUGUUGCUGUUAUUUUCCCAGUUUCAAAAACUCAAUGGGAAAUAUGUGCGGCUGUUUCGAUGGUCCUGGCGCGACCUCAACGAUGCCUCCGCCCGCCACCACUACAACGGUCACCCGUAGCAUGUAUGCGGCCCCUCAGGCUCCCCAAAACUACACCUAUGCUCCUCAGCCACCAAUGAACGAUUACAAACCCGUUGGACCACUGCCUGUAGCCCAACCCCACCAAAUCGUUUUGCCUGAUGGUCGCGUCGCUGUCCUUGGUUCUGAUGGUCGCUACUACCCACUAGCUCAGGGCCAGCAGCAGCUGCCCAUGGCCCAAAACCCGGUGGUGGAGACGACGCACACCACUACUACUAAUACCACCGUUGUGAACUCAGCCCCGGCCCAGGCAGAUGUUGGUCUUGGCACCGCUAUGUUGGCUGGCACUGCUGGCUUCCUCGGGGGUAUGAUGCUGGGAAGCGCCAUGGAGCAACCCUCGACCACUGUGAUCGUCGAGGAACCACCGAUGUACAUCGAUGAAGGCCCUACUAUAAUAGAGGAGACUGUAGUUAUUGAAGAUGACGAUGAUUGGUGAUUGCUUUAGAUAACUAGGACCUGAGUCUCCACGGUAUAGGCCUACACUUGCAGUCUCAGUCCUAUCCUUUGUUUGAAUACGUUUUCCCCUAGGGCCACCUUUAGCCACUGUGAGGGCUUCUGGAGGUCAUGGUUAUGAUGAGGCCACUGCAACUAUCUAUUUAUGUGGUGUACUCAUUCGUUACCCGCAGAUGACGUUUUUUCUAUCGGAGAUCAGUCGCCCGUCUAGCCGAGGCCUCCCGGACGUGUUGGCCAUUGGUGAUAGUUCAUAGCAAGGUUUGUAGUUAUCGAACUGAUUCUCUGCAAA